Amphimedon queenslandica is the source of this 1145-nucleotide messenger RNA. Its product is annotated as protein phosphatase 1 regulatory subunit 7-like. The transcript has 9 exons. Lineage: Eukaryota; Metazoa; Porifera; Demospongiae; Haplosclerida; Niphatidae. The record is from RefSeq and is a predicted model, not a curated record. Gene Ontology annotation, molecular function: protein binding. The coding region runs from base 29 to 1003 and encodes 324 amino acids.
AACUGUUAUUAAUAAUUAUUGAUUCAAGAUGGCGGAUAUUUCUGACGAAGUAAAAAGAGAAACAGACGGAGAAGAAGACUCUGGUGACGAGUCCAAAGACGAUGGCGGCAUAGAGGACCCAGAAGGCAGAACAGUGAAAAUCAGAGACAGUGACAUUGAUGUGGAUUUGACUCAUUGUCGUUUGAGAGCUUUACCAGAUGGCAUUGGAGGACUUUAUCAAGUUCAAGUAUUGUGUUUGAGACAGAACCUCAUUUCUGAUCUUUCAAUGAUAUCAGAUCUAGUGACAUUGACAGAACUUGAUGUAUAUGACAAUGAAUUGAAGGAGAUUGCUAACUUGGACAAAUUAACCAAUCUAACGUUUUUAGAUCUUUCUUUUAAUCACAUUCGCCUCAUAGAGGGUAUCUCUACUCUAACUAAUCUAACUGACCUCUACUUGAUCAACAACAAGCUAACGCUGAUGGAUGGACUGCAGACACUCACCAAUCUUACAUUGCUAGAACUAGGAUCAAAUAGACUAAGAGUGAUCCAAGGUCUAGAGUGUCUGGUCAACCUAGAGAAGCUUUUUCUAGGAAAGAACAAAAUUACAAAGAUAGAAAAUCUCCAGUGUUUGACAAAGCUGCGCCAGUUGAGUCUUCAGGGUAACCGGAUUAAAGUGAUCGAGGGUUUGGAGUCUCUUUGUAACCUUGAGGAGCUUUACCUCUCAGAGAAUAAUAUAAGCGAAAUAACUGGACUGGAGAAUCAGGCAAAGCUUACCAUUUUAGACCUGGCACACAACAAAAUUGGUAGACUUAGCAACAUAUCGCAUUUGACUGUCCUCGAAGAUUUAUGGUUUAAUGCCAACCAAGUCAGUGAUUGGAAAGAGGUCAAUAAUAUCUCUCCGCUAAAGGUCCUAUCUACUGUUUAUUUUGAGCACAACCCGAUUGCAAAGGAUCCUCAAUAUCGUCGAAAGUUAAAGCUCACUGUACCCUCUUUGACCCAGAUUGAUGCCACAAUGAUAAGAUAGGGAAAAGUAGGAAAGACAGGAGGAUUUAUAAUCAUUAUUAUUAUUAUUAUUAUUAUUAUUAUUAUUAUUGAUACAUGGUUUUUGUUGAUUUUGUGUUGUUUAAUGUGCAUUUUAACCAUUAUAGAUUAUUAUUAUUAGCUAA